Lasiodiplodia theobromae is the source of this 1488-nucleotide messenger RNA. RefSeq names its product MFS transporter. The transcript is spliced from 4 exons. Bases 1 to 1488 code for a protein of 495 amino acids. NCBI's taxonomy places the organism in Eukaryota, Fungi, Ascomycota, Dothideomycetes, Botryosphaeriales, Botryosphaeriaceae. Gene Ontology annotation, cellular component: membrane. Gene Ontology annotation, biological process: transmembrane transport. The record is from RefSeq and is a predicted model, not a curated record. Gene Ontology annotation, molecular function: transmembrane transporter activity.
AUGAACUCCACCCACAGCAUCGCGGCGCCACCGCGAUGGCCGGCGAUAGUGAUAAUGUCCGUCGCGGUACUGGGCACUUCGAUCCUGCGCAGCGCGCGACUGUUCCUUAUCGAGCAGGCGCUCUGUCGCGCGUACUUCGAGAUCGAGGACCCUGUGCUCGUCGGGCCGGACGGGAGCGUCGACGAGUCGCGAUGCAAGUCCAACGCCAUGCAAGCCGACGUUUCGCUAGUUUCUGGACUGUUCGAAGUGGUGACGAUGGUCUGCGGCCUCAUUGCGACUCCGGCGUACACUCGUCUGAUACCCAUGAUGGGCAAGCGCAAGAUCCUGUUGCUCAACCUAUGUGGUAUGACAGCAGGAGCCGUCUACUCGACGGCCGUGUGUUUCUUUCACAACUUCUUCAAUAUUCGCAUGAUAUGGUUUACGGGACUGUUCGAUCUGAUUGGAGGCGGGCUGCCAGUCCGCAAUGCUCUGCUGUAUACCUACAUCGCCGAAGCGGUGAAAACUGGUUUCUUGAGCGAGACGUUGUAUCAAGUCAGCACCUUGAACCUGGCGAUGAACUUCUUGGGGACUGCUCUGGGCGCGGUGCUGCUAGAUGUCGACAUAUGGCUGCUAUCACUCCUGGGGGCAGGGUUUGGCGCUCUUGCCGUUCCCUUCUCCCUUGGGCUCGCACCGUCCGGUCAAGUCGAAGAGCUUGAAGCGUCAUCAUAUGGACCUCUGCUGCAGGGCGAAGACGGCGGCGAAAACGUGCUGUUGACGGAUGUAGAAGACGAGGAAGAGGAGCUGCCGGAGCCGAAGACGAUUGCGCAAACGCUUGGGGCCGUGGUGAUGGAAGCAACCCGCUCAUCCAGUAUUUUGGUCGAUCUGUUCCGAGACCCGCUGGCACGCGCGACGCUGCUCAUUUACCUGUUGGACGAGACGGCGAUAUACGUGCGCGUCACGCUGCCGCAGUGGGCGGUCAAGCGGUUCGACUACACGCUGGCCGAGGCCAACGCCAUCACCUCGUUCUCCAUUGUCGUCAACGGCGCUGUGCUGCUACUCAUCCCACUGCUCUCGCGCAAGGUCCUCCGUCCGUUCCUGGGCUCUCAACAGCUCGUCGACUUCGGCAUCGCCAGGGCCAGCCUCUUGUUCAACAUCAUUGGCAUCCUCUGCGUGGCCAUCUCCCCCCUCGGCGCAUUCCACAUUCUCUCUCUGGCCGUCUAUUCUCUCGGCUCAGGGCUAACCGACUCGCUCCGCUCCUUGGUCACCGAGGCCGUAGGCAGUGACGAGGGCGUGCGGAAGCUGUACAUGGGGAUUAGCAUGGUGGAGACGGUUGCUGGGCUGGCCGGCACCGUCUUGUGGAGCUCGGCCUUCUCGGCCGGAAUCCGGUAUGGCGGAACUGCGCUUGGGAGGAUUCCCUUCUUCGCAGCCGCGGGGUUGUUUGGCCUAGGGCUAUGGGUGAUGGGCUCGCUGGGGAGACUUGUUUCAGGAGUCUUGGACAGGGCGGACUGA